Molecule: messenger RNA, 1019 nt
Organism: Nicotiana tabacum (common tobacco)
Lineage: Eukaryota; Viridiplantae; Streptophyta; Magnoliopsida; Solanales; Solanaceae
Product: MOB kinase activator-like 1A
Source: RefSeq, a predicted model, not a curated record
CGCGAAUAAAUAAAAUCCCCUCCAAUGUGGGCAGCUUUCUUCUCCGCUGCCCGAUCUUUCUCCAAGUCUCUCCUUGCCACCCUUUCUCCUUCUCUUCGCGUAAAAAGCUAUCAAAGAAUCGUUUUUUCUUUAAAAUUUUCCAUAUAUCUAAAAGACCAUGAGUCUUUUUGGCCUUGGAAGGAACCAGAGAACAUUCCGGCCCAAAAAGAGUGCACCCUCAGGGAGUAAGGGGGCUCAGUUAAGAAAGCACAUUGAUGCCACAUUAGGCAGCGGAAACUUAAGAGAAGCUGUAAGGCUUCCUCCAGGGGAAGAUAUUAAUGAAUGGCUAGCUGUCAACACUGUUGAUUUCUUCAACCAGGUGAAUCUUCUUUACGGCACCCUCACUGAGUUCUGUACGCCAGAAAACUGCCCUACAAUGACUGCAGGCCCCAAGUAUGAGUAUAGGUGGGCUGAUGGUGUACAGAUUAAGAAGCCUAUUGAAGUUUCAGCCCCAAAAUAUGUUGAAUAUUUGAUGGAUUGGAUUGAAACUCAAUUGGAUGACGAAUCUAUAUUUCCUCAAAGGCUUGGUGCACCUUUUCCUCCGAACUUCAAGGAUGUUGUCAAGACAAUAUUCAAACGCCUCUUUCGUGUAUAUGCACAUAUUUAUCACUCUCAUUUUCAGAAGAUCGUGAGCCUUAAGGAGGAAGCCCAUUUGAAUACGUGCUUCAAGCAUUUCAUACUCUUCACCCAUGAGUUCGGGCUGAUUGACAAAAAGGAGCUGGCUCCACUCCAAGAGCUCAUAGAAUCUAUUAUUGUUCCUUACUGAGCACAUCCUCUUUCACUUUGCUUUUUAACCUGUUUUAAUAGGAAUUACUAAUUAGUAUAAUGUGAUAAAAAUGUAUUUUAGUCUUCUAAGUAUGUAGCCUAAGUUGACAUUUUAGCAUCAUUAAUAUUGUGCCUGUCUUGUAGCAUUUUAGUUUUUCUACUUGCUUUUAUUUUAUAUACUAUAUGAAUAAAUAAAGAGCAUCCGAGUGGCAGUC